AUGGAACGGAUAUUGCGCUCAACGCUUGCCCUGCUGGCAUUUCGCACCUUGCUGGUUACUGCGUCUGAAGCAAUUAAAACCGAGCAGGAACUUGUGCAAAUUUUUAUGAACCAAGAAGAUGUGCAUUCCUCUGAAGAACUGCAUCGCAUAAUCGGGCCCCUGAAGGAAAUUCCAGAUUAUCGACACUGGAAUUAUGAUGAAUUGACGCAAUAUCUAAAAUACUAUGAUUGGCUUAAGGUGGCUGGACGGGAUUUCCUCGUUUAUUUGGCUUGGCUAUUACUUAAUGAAUAUCAGAGUAAUGUUUGGAUCCGAAAUUUAGUGGAUACCACUCGAAUCCAUUUGAUGCCAUCAAUGAACCCAGAUGGAUAUGAGGAAUCGGUUGAAGGGGCGGAUACUGGCAAAAGAGGACGAGAAAAUGCCAAUCGCAAGGAUUUAAAUAGGAAUUUCCCGACGAGGUUCCCCAAUUAUUUCCCUUCUCAAAACCCAGAGCCCGAGACAUUGGCCAUGAUGAGUUGGUCGAAAAGCUUGCCAUUUGUGUUAUCAGCGAAUUUACACGGAGGUUCUAUGCUCGUAAAUUAUCCAUUUGAUGAUGCUCCGACCAGGGUGAAAGAUAGUAAAUAUACACCGUCGCCGGAUAAUGCGUUAUUCGUACGGCUGGCAUAUUCGUACGCCAAGGCGCAUGAUCGUAUGUGGAAACAGGGCCCACGAUGCAUCGAUGAGGAAUUAAAUUCACCUGGUGACCCAAAGUACGGUAUUGUAAAUGGAGCGGAAUGGUAUAUUGUAUCUGGUGGAAUGCAGGAUUGGAAUUACGUCCACACGAAUUGCUUUGAAGUAACCGUCGAGACGAACUGUGCGAAAUUCCCGAAAAAAGAGGAGAUGAGAUGGUUGUGGAAGGAAAAUAAUUACGCCAUGCUUCACUAUAUCUCAUUAGUGCACAAUGCCAUCUCGGGUUUCAUUUACGAUAUGGAAACUGGACAAGGCAUCCCAAAUGCUACCGUAUCGAUCGACUUCCGUAGCAAAAUUAUUACAUCUUAUGAGGGCGGAGAAUUCUGGAGACUUGCUAAUAUUGGAGACUAUGAGGUCACGUUCGAUCACCCUGAAUAUAUACCAGUUACCCGAAAAGUUUCAUUGACAAAAGAGAAGCGUUCGGCUAGAUUAGAGGUCGGCCUGGCUCGAAUACCAUCCGAAUAUGCGCACGAUGGCCCUGAACUUCGGAGUUAUGAUGAUAUGACACGGUCUUCCCCGAUCCUCACUUUUUUCACUUCCUUCUUCAUUCCUCUCCUCUCUAUGGGUUUCUACAAU
This is a messenger RNA of Mesorhabditis spiculigera, 1302 nucleotides long. NCBI's taxonomy places the organism in Eukaryota, Metazoa, Nematoda, Chromadorea, Rhabditida, Rhabditidae. The record is from the annotation of a GenBank genome assembly.